AUAAAAAGAAUGUGAUUUGGAUACACCAUCGACAGUCAUUCGUGGUGCAUUGUACGCGCGGUACAUUCUCUAUUACUAACGGUUCGCGAUAAUGCUACCGAUUAUAGCAUCAGUGCUUGUGCUCCUUAUCUUUGGAUGCAUCAUACGAUCCGUCACUAAGCCGAAGAAAUUCCCACCAGGUCCAAAAUGGUAUCCAAUAUUCGGAUGCAGUACACUAGUGCAGAAAUAUACAAAACUUUACGGAUCACAAUGGAAAGCCCUGUCACAGAUGGCCAAAGAAUAUUCUACGCAAGUUCUAGGCAUAAAGUUGGGGCUGGAGCCAAUAGUGGUGGUUUUUGGUGAGAACAAUAUAAGGAGAGUGUUCAUGGAGAGGGAGUUUGAAGGUAGACCGAACAGUUUCUUUAUAAGGCUGAGAUGUCUUGGCAAGAGGAUGGGUAUAACUUUUGCUGAUGGAGAGUUAUGGAGAGAACAUAGACAUUUCACAGUUAAGCACCUAAAGAACGUCGGUUUCGGCAAGACUGCUAUGGAAGCAGAGAUAAAAAAAGAGUUACAGAGCAUAAUAAAUUACAUAAAUACACAUAAAAGUAAACCCAUCAACCCAAAAACUAUAUUGGCUAUGUCAGUCAUGAAUAUCCUAUGGAAGUUUACCGCAGGUGAGCGAAUACAGGAGGAUCGUUUAAACUUCCUCUUGGGUUUACUGAGUGCACGAUCGAAAGCGUUUUCAAUGGCUGGGGGCUGUUUGAACCAGUGGCCGUGGAUCAGAUUUCUUCUACCAGAACUAAGUGGGUUCACGCUUAUAAAGCAAAUGAAUCAGCAAAUAUCGGACAUUAUUGAGGAAACGAUAGCGAGGCACAAAACAAAAACAAUUAAUGCAGAUGACUUCAUGUACAGCUUCCUUGAGGAAAUGAAUGAAGACAAUAAGAAAAGCUUUACAGAAGAACAAUUGAAGAUUAUUUGCCUCGAUAUACUAAUAGCUGGGUCGCAAACAACAAGCAAUGUUUUAGAAUUUGCUAUUUUAACAGUUUUAAGAAACAAGGUUAUACAGCAGAAGAUUUAUAACGAAAUAAGCAAUACACUGGGCGAUGACACACCUUCGUGGACGGACAGUUCUAGGUUAGUCUAUACAAUGGCGUUCCUUCUAGAAGUACAGAGGUACUUCACGAUUGUUCCACUAGCAGGACCAAGAAGAGUUCUAGAGGACGUCUAUUUGGACGAUUAUUUAAUACCUAAGGAUACGACCGUCCUUAUCGCAGUCGGCGAUACACAUUUCGACCCCAGCGUCUGGGAAGAGCCGAAGAAGUUUAUACCGGAAAGGUUUAUAGAUGAGCGGGGGGCUAUUAAAAACACAGAGCAUAUGUAUCCGUUUGGUAUAGGUCGCAGGCGAUGCCCCGGCGAUUCCCUUGCGAAGUCGUUUAUAUUCAUAGUGUUCGUUGGGAUUAUGCAGGCUUUCCGCAUUGAGUGCAGCAACGGCGUACUACCUUCAGAGGAACCUAUAAUCGGCUUAAUAUCCAGCGCAAGGCCUUUUACAGCUGAAUUCGUGCCGCGACAAUAAUAUUCUUAGGCUAUUAUAUCUACCUACUAGUUAAAUUUUAGGUCAAUAAAUAUUAAACAUAUUU
This is a messenger RNA of Pararge aegeria (speckled wood butterfly), 1616 nucleotides long. Its product is annotated as probable cytochrome P450 305a1. Gene Ontology annotation, biological process: xenobiotic metabolic process. The transcript is spliced from 8 exons. The record is from RefSeq and is a predicted model, not a curated record. Gene Ontology annotation, molecular function: iron ion binding; heme binding; oxidoreductase activity, acting on paired donors, with incorporation or reduction of molecular oxygen, reduced flavin or flavoprotein as one donor, and incorporation of one atom of oxygen. Gene Ontology annotation, cellular component: cytoplasm; intracellular membrane-bounded organelle. Lineage: Eukaryota; Metazoa; Arthropoda; Insecta; Lepidoptera; Nymphalidae. The coding region runs from base 92 to 1552 and encodes 486 amino acids.